Molecule: messenger RNA, 972 nt
Organism: Sungouiella intermedia
Lineage: Eukaryota; Fungi; Ascomycota; Pichiomycetes; Serinales; Metschnikowiaceae
Source: the annotation of a GenBank genome assembly
AUGCUUUUACUGAUUCGGAGAGCAAGCACAUUCGCCGUGGCGUGUCCCGGCCAGGGAAUAAUUGUACGUGGCUGUCUUAAUGCAUUGAAAAGCCACCAGCAUCUCUUACAGAAAUCCUUAGAUUGUGUUGACGAAACCUUGGGGUGCAACUUUUCUUCUCAUCUCUUGGAUUCUCCAAGUUUAACUCCAGAUUCUUGGAGCCAAUCGACUGCCAAUGCACAACCAGCAAUUGUAGCCUCGACUUAUGUGCUCUACAGCUUGUUUAAAGAGUUACACGGCAUAGAUUUGGCCUGUGAUUCGCGUGUUUCUUACCUCAUGGGCCAUUCCUUAGGUGAGUACACUGCGUUGCUCUUGGGAGGUGCACUUACUUUGCCUCAGGCGAUAGCUGUGGUCAGAAAAAGAGGUUUGUUGAUGGAGCAGUUGGUUCAGCAAAAAAAGUAUGCGAUGACAGUGUUAGUGUUCAAGCCCGCAGAGUUCGAUAGAGUGGUUGAUAUUGCUAAAGAACAUGGAAUUUUGGCAUGUAUCAACAACUCCACUCAAGUGCUGAUUUCAGGAGAACCUGAGCAGCUCCAGAAGGCAGUAGAUGUCAUCAACCUGCCAAAAAAACGGAUUUUAAAGCAAGCGCAACUUCCAGUGACCAUUCCGUUCCACAACAGUGUACUCAGUCCUAUGGAUGAUCAAUUGGCAGCUUUGGUCAUUGAUGAAAGAAGGUCCAGCAAGCCCGUCAUAAGUAACUUGACUGGCCAACCUUGUGAAGAUUAUCCGUUUUCCAAUACCGUUAAAUCAAACUCUCUGCCCGUUCAGUGGAAGAAAUCAAUGGAGUUUUUGAUUGAACAAGGUGUGAGUCAGAUAGUCAACUUGGGACCUGGUAAUGCUGUAGAUGCAAUCAAUGGGCGGUUUAAGGUGCAUAAUUGGCCAUUGAAGGGUUUGGAGGAUUUCGACAAGUUAGCAGAAGCUUUGAGAGCCGAAUAG